Messenger RNA from Drosophila bipectinata, 880 nucleotides. Its product is annotated as serine protease SP24D-like. The record is from RefSeq and is a predicted model, not a curated record. Lineage: Eukaryota; Metazoa; Arthropoda; Insecta; Diptera; Drosophilidae. Gene Ontology annotation, biological process: proteolysis. Gene Ontology annotation, molecular function: serine-type endopeptidase activity.
UUAAAAAUGGCACGAAUUGGUGUUUUGGCGACGAGGUGCUGCUUGCUGGUGCUAGUGCUGGCACUUUCACUGGCCACGGUACAGUCGGCACCCGGUAACGGCUAUGGACGGGUGGUUGGCGGUGAAGAUGCCACCAAGGCCCAGUUUCCGCAUCAGAUCUCCCUGCGGAAUGCCAACUCUCAUAGCUGUGGCGGUUCGAUUCUCUCCAAGAACUACAUCCUGACGGCCGCCCAUUGUGUGACCAGCGAGCAGGAGGACGGUUCCUUCGUGGCCAUCGCCGCCGAUCGCUUCACCAUCCGUGCCGGCUCCAAUGAUCGAUUCAGUGGCGGUGUCCUGGUCAACGUGGCCGAGGUCAUCUUCCAUGAGGGCUACAUGAACCUUCGCAACGAUGUGGCCGUCCUCAGGCUAGAGACGCCCCUGAUCUUCUCCACCAGCAUUCAGCCCAUUUCCCUGCCCUCGGCCCAGACUCCGGAUGACGCCGACAUCAUCAUUUCCGGCUGGGGUCGGAUCAAGGCUGGCGGUGAUCUGCCCCGGUACUUGCAGUUCAACACUUUGAAGUCCAUUUCCCUGGAAAAGUGCGACGAACUGAUCGGUUGGGGUCUCGAAAUGGAACUCUGUCUCAUCCACGAGGCGGACAACGGUGUCUGUCAUGGCGAUUCGGGCGGACCGGCCAUCUACAACAACGAGGUGGUCGGUAUUGCCGGCUUUGUGUGGGGCACCUGCGGAACCACCUACCCGGACGGCUAUUCCAGGGUGUGGUACCACAAGGAAUGGAUUAUCCAGCACACCGACCUCUAAAGGUCCCGACCUACACCCCUUUUUUUUAAUAGAUGUACAAGAAAUAAUAAAGAAAUGAGUUUAUGAAGUGGGUUUUGUUUAA